UGAAAAUAUCAGGUUCCUUGAUCAUAAGUUAUUGACAAUUCCACAACCAUGACAGCAGAGCAUUAAACGCAGCGCGGGCCCGUGAGAGUGCAGCCCAUGAGCCUGCCCCUGUGCUUCCAGGACUGUGGUCCCGAUAAGGUGCUGGGACCCUCCAUUACGAAGGCCGCCUGUAUGGUAUCGUUUCUUGGUUUCCAUUGUCGGUGCCCUUUGCCCUCCCCAGUGCUUCUGGAUGGAUCUUCGUCACCAUCCUGGGAUUGCUCGCCAUCCUCAAGCUUGAAAACGCACUUGAAACCAUUUGGGUGGGUCGGGGGCGGCUCUUUCAGUGGUGAGUUGGAGUGACUGAAGGCUGCGGCUGUCCUUUUCCCAGGCUGGCAGAAUGAAGGAGAAGUGAUGCUGAUUGUAUGAAAGCAACGCCUUCAGCCAACUCCUGUCUUCCUGGGAAGGCCCCUGGGAGAAACAGCUGAAGAAGUUGAAGCCGAAGAGUUCGAAUGUCUUGCCGAGACCAUUCUGCUGUGAAAAAAAAAUGCAAGCAGCCUGAAGAGAACUUCCACAGAUCUCUGCAUCCUUCACAGAGAAGUUUUUUUUCUGAUUUUGUUUUUCUUGCAACACCUGGGGUGAGGAUAAACCUCUGCAUCGGCCAAGCAGAAGAAACAGGAUCUGUGACCGAAGUGGAUCAGUCAGGAGGGGCUCCUCGCAGAGUAAAGGGAAGCACUUUUCACCCUGUUUUAGAGUGAGAAGUUGAUUCAUGAUUUACAAGACAUGGGCUGUGGCACGUCAUCUUCAAUGAAAGACAAGAAAUCUGAGAAAGCGCUAAAAGCCGCAUUGGUCAUCCAGAACUGGUACCGAGGUCAUAGUGCUCAGCUGAAGACCAGACAACGCUAUGCCCUCACCAUCUUCCAGUCCAUCGAAUAUGCUGAUGAACAAGGCCAAUUGGAGCUAUCGAACUUCUUCUCCUUCAUGUUGGAAAACUAUACACGUCUACUUGAGGAAGAUCCAGAAUUAGUAACUCACCUUUUUGACAGCAACAUCCAGGACAAGGAUAGACAGGACUAUUGGGUGUUGAUAGACGUCCCAGACUCCUACUGUGGUCCUCGACUGCAAUUUCCUCUCACUUUUACUGAUAUUGAUUUACUGAUUGAGGCCUUCAAGCAACAACAGAUACUUCAUGCUUAUUAUGUCUUAGAGGUGCUAUUUGAAACCAAGAAGCUCCUGCAGCAAAUGCCGAAUUUCACUCACAUAAAAACUUCUCCCUCCAAAGAGAUAACAAUCUGUGGUGAUUUGCAUGGGAAACUGGAUGAUCUUUUUUUGAUCUACUAUAAGAAUGGUCUCCCCUCAGUGAGCAACCCAUAUGUUUUUAAUGGUGAUUUUGUGGAUCGAGGAAAAAAUUCCAUGGAGAUCCUAAUGAUCCUGUUUGUGAGUUUUCUGGUCUACCCCAAUGACCUGCACCUGAACAGAGGCAACCAUGAAGAUUUUAUGAUGAAUAUGAGGUAUGGCUUCACAAACGAAGUUUUGCAUAAAUAUAAGCUACAUGGGAAAAAGAUCUUACAAGUCUUGGAAGACAUCUAUACCUGGCUCCCAAUUGGUACAAUCAUUGACAAUGAAAUCCUGGUCAUACACGGAGGGAUAUCAGAGUCCACAGACUUGAAUUUACUCCACCGUAUAGAAAGAAACAAAUUGAAAUCUGUGCUGAUGCCACCAAUUCCAAUAGAUGGAGACCAUGCUACUGAGAAGGGAAAUAAAGUAGGUACAACCAUUACAGCUCGGGGAAUCAGAACAAAUGGAUCCCUUUCUGAACAAUUAACAAAGCAUGAAUGGGAACAGGUUAUCGACAUUCUGUGGAGUGAUCCGAGAGGCAAAAGAGGCUGUUACCCAAAUACAGGACGAGGAGGGGGCUGCUAUUUUGGACCAGACAUUACCUCCAAAAUUCUCAAUAAAUACCAGUUGAAGAUGCUCAUUAGGUCUCAUGAAUGUAAGCCGGAAGGGUAUGAAAUUUGCCAUGAUGGGAAGGUUAUUACUGUAUUUUCUGCAUCUAAUUAUUAUGAAGAAGGUAGCAAUCGAGGAGCUUACAUCAGAGUGAGUUCUGGUACGCCCCCCCGAUUUUUCCAGUACCAAGUAACUAGGGCAACAUGCUUGAGGCCUCUUUACCAAAGGAUGAAUGCUGUUGAAAGUAGAGCCAUCAGGAUGUUAAAAGAGAGAAUGAUUUCACAAAAAAGUGACCUCAUUCGUGUUUUCCAACUUCAAGACAGCAGUAAAUCAGGAAAACUUUCUGUGGGCCAGUGGGCUUUUUCCAUGGAGAACGUUUUGGGGCUGAACUUGCCAUGGAGAUCCCUGAGUUCACAUCUGGUAACCACAGACAAAGAUGGAAAUAUUGACUACAUGUCCAGCUUCCAGGAUAUCCACAUUCAGAAACCUGUGAAAGAGGUUCAGUCUACUCUGAUUGAAACAGUGUACAGAUACCGAUCUGACCUGCAAAUCAUCUUUAAUGUCAUUGACUCUAAUCACUCAGGCCUGAUCUCCAUGGAAGAAUUUCGUAGCAUAUGGAAACUUUUCAAAAGUCACUACCGUGUCUGUGUUGAUGAUUCCCAGUUAGAUGAGCUCACCGAAAGGAUGGACUUAAACAAAGAUGGAAGCAUUGAUUUUAAUGAGUUUUUAAAGGCUUUCUAUGUAGUGCAUAAAUUUGACAAGUGGGCCACAGUGGAGAUUCCUGAGAGUUGGAAGGCAAAGAGAAGCGGCAACCAUUGUGUAGCUCCCACACGCUCUUGCUGAGCUGCCGAUUCACCUUGUGGGUGUGAAGCAGCAGCUAGGCCUGCAAUUGCUCUACAGUCCCCUGGCUCCCCUGUUAGCUGCUCCGAUUCCCGGGACCACUGGGUGUGUUUAGCUCCGUGAUGGCCGCCCGGGCCAGGUCGCCAAGGCCUCAGGCUUUAGUCCGUUCUUGUGGGGUGCCAGCUUGUGCCUGUGGGUUUGAGCCUGCUCCGGAUCUUCCCUGACUGCCUGCCCUGUGGACUUCGAGCUCCGGAAUCAGGCGGUCACAAAGCACCAAAGCACCGAGCUGAUCUCCCGGGAAGCAGGGGGCUUGCAAGACACUAUUGCUUGUCUUUUAUUCGUAUAGGUCUUUCAUUUCUAGACAUUUUAAAAAAUGAAGGGGCUUCCCUGGUAGUGCAGUGGUUAAGAAUCCACCUGCCAAUGCAGGGGACAGGAAUUCGAGCCUUGGUCCAGGAAGAUCCCACAUGCUGUAGAGCAACUAAGCCCACGUGCCACAACUACUGAGCCUGUGCUCUACAGCCUGUGAGCCACAACUACUGAGCCUGCGUGCUGCAGCUACUGAAGCCCGCGUGCCUAGAGCCCGUGCUCCGCAACAAGAGAAGCCACUGCAGUGAGGAGCCCGCGCACCGCAAGGAAGAGCAGCCCCUGCUCGCCACAACUAGAAAAAAGCCAGUGCGCAGCAACGAAGAGCUAAUGCAGCCAAAAAUAAAUAAAUAAAUAAUUUUAAAUAAAACAAUGAAGAUAUUUAAGGCAAUAAAUUUUCCU
Molecule: messenger RNA, 3528 nt
Organism: Globicephala melas (long-finned pilot whale)
Lineage: Eukaryota; Metazoa; Chordata; Mammalia; Artiodactyla; Delphinidae
Gene: PPEF1
Product: protein phosphatase with EF-hand domain 1
Biological process (GO): detection of stimulus involved in sensory perception
Molecular function (GO): iron ion binding; calcium ion binding; phosphoprotein phosphatase activity
Source: RefSeq, a predicted model, not a curated record